AUGGCUGACAAUUUUAGGUUGAAUUCAGGAACACUGGAUGUAGAGUAUAUUAAAAGCUUACCAGGUUUAUUGAAAGUUGCUGAAAUUGUAAGUAUCAAAACUUAUGUCCUAAAAAACACAAUAAUACUGUUUACAUCACUGAUGUAACAGUUUUGAAAAAACUGCUAUAAUGCCAUUUUACAGCAGAUCAUAGGGUCAAGCAAGAAGCAAGACAAGACACCUGCAUUCAUCUAGAUUUUAAUGAUUAUGUAUAGUUGGCAGAAGCUAUGCACUUGAGUGCUCUGCUUCUCGGGAGUCUGAAAAAUUAUGCUAAAAAUACAGUUGAACCUUCGCUUAGCAGUCACCCUUAGGAAUACAGGCAAUUGGUCGCUUAAUGGAGGUUAGCCACUUAGUAGAGGUUCGUCAUAAUUAAGGCAUAAUUUUUAGCAGAAAUAUCACUUUGUUUUGGAACAAACAGACGAUGGGUUCAGCAUUACUGGUCCACAAUCAGAUGUCACCUUCUAUAUAUCUUGCUCUGUAUUUUCCUUCAUUAUAUUUUCAAAAUAAAGCCAUUUAAACUAAUUGUAUCAAGUGCUUAAUGGCGACUUAAUAAAGUUGACAACAAUAGUAGAAUUUUUUUUAGGAUGGCCAGUCGGUGGCUAGCUGCGACCACCUUGAUGGAGAUGCUUGCUUAUAUAGUAGAGGGCUAAUUAUUGUACAAUAUUAUUCCUUUCUACAAAGUUUUCAGGACUUUGAUUACUGGUUGUUUUAUAGAGGGUGGCUGCUAAAUGGAUCAGGUUCAACAGUAACUGUCAUGUAUAACCAGCAGUGAUUCUGUUAUCUUUCAGCUUUGUCUCCUUAUUGCUUUUGCCUCACUUUCUGGAUUUACUUUACACUUCAAAGAUGAGUUGUAUGGUGGCAGAUUUGAUUUCUUUUACUUCGCGACUAUUACACCAUGGUUACUGGUCAUCAUAAUUUAUGUACUUUUUGCGUUGAGGCUGCAUGAGAGACUUGCCAAUAUCAACUGGGACUUUGUUGUAAGUACAAGUGAGAUUAAAAGUUUCAUUUGGUCAUGUCUUUAUUAUGAAAAAAUACAUGCUAAACUAUCAACUCAAAUUUCACUUGACCAAGCCAAAAAACAGUAAGAAUUAAAAAGCUUAGUGAGUCAACACCUUAUUAAAAAUAGUUUGUAUUUGAAUACUUUUUGUUAUUAAAAUACAUGGCAUUUGUACAUUAAUUUUAAAACUUAAUGAAUGGUCAUAUGUUUCCAACAGAUGACCAUUUUCUCCCCUGUCGUGGCAUUUUUGUUACUUGUUUCUUCCGCACUUGUCCUGGAUGCCGCCAUUUAUUUUAGACGAAAUGAAAAGGAGUUCAAGGAUGGAGUUUUCGUGAUUUGUGAAAAAGAACCUUGUGGCAAUGUUGAAGCAGCUGGAGUAAGUAUCAUUUUUAUAGCACUGCUGUCACCAAGUUUUCAAGUUGCUGGCUAAAAUUUCACAAGAACUGGUGUAGGUUGGGAAUAAAAAAGCUAAGGAUAAUUUCUUUUUGUUCUAUAGUCCUUCUCUCAGUUCUUAUGAAAAGAGCCAGGCGUUACCUUCAUAGUAGCCAGGGGUGUUCCCCAGUGCCACCCCCCCCCCCCCUUUAAUGACAGCCCUGGAUAUUACAACAUGUACAGCUGUAGGUGACUCUAUCUUAAUNUGUGAAUGUACUGCGCAAAAAUUAACAAAAAUUGUGGUAUGUUUGGAAAAAAAAAACUAAGGAUAAUUUUUUUUUUUUCUCAUGGCCCUCUCUCAUUUUUUUUUAAAAAGGGCAGGCGCUUCCCCUCAUGUAGCCAGGGGUGUUCCCCAGUGCCCCCCCCCCCCCCCCCUUUAAUGACAGCCCUGGAUAUUACAACAUGUACAGCUGUAGGUGACUCUAUCUUAAUGCAAACCUUCUUAAACCUAGCCGGCGAAAACAUCCGUUUCUUCUUGCUCUUCGCCGCUGGGGACGUUUCGCGCGGAGGAACGUCUGCGACUCAGCAACAGAAAUUCCAUACUGAUGACGCCAAUCAAUGUUUACAUAAUGAAUCUGGUAGUCAUGGGUUUCCAAAUAUAAAUUUGUCAAAUUUAACUUGUCUUCUGGUUGUGAUAAGUGCUGAUAAGUGUUUUGCUUAUCUGCCAACAAGCUCCAGUAAAACUCAAUUGCUUCUUCUAGAGACUAUAUUCCACAAAUAUUGACUGUUUUUUUAGAGAUUCUUCAUGUUUACAUUUGACCUUUGUGGCCUUUUGUCUUUUGUCUCUCAUUGGUAAACAAUAGCUUAAACAAUGUAACUACUCUGUUGACCAAUCAGCUCUUCUGACUGGAUUCCAGACAGAUUUUACAUCAUCAGUAUGGAAUUUCUGUCGCUGAGUCGCAGACGUUCUUCCGCGCGAAAUGUCCCUAACGGCAAAGAGCGAGGAGAAACAGAUGUUUUUGCAGGCUAUCUUAAACCUUUCACUGCCAAAUUUCGACCAAAUUUCGAAAUUUCAUUUUGUGAAAUUUUGAAAAACAAACAGCACCUUGUGUAAGUACAGGCAGAGAGCUUUCAUUUGAAUGGUCACAUCAUAGGAUUUGGUCUGCAGACUCGAAAGUUAUAGUCACCUUACAAAACUCCAUCAGGCACUCUGGCAGUGAAAGGGUUAAAUCAGACACCUCUGUUGCUCCCUGCUGUUACUCCCUUUUAUUCUUCAGUCAUUCUCUUUGACUUCUUUGACUCUUUGUAAGAUGGGCAUUUUUCUAAAACAGGCACAUAGAGACCAUGAGUUGCGGCCUCCUGCUCUUUAACCAUUUUCUUUUACUCUCUGUAAGAUGUCAUAAACGAACUAUAUAACAGAAAAAAUGUUAAGGAAGCCCUAAGAAACGAGGAGACUUAAACAGCACAGGCUGCCUUUGACGUAAUGUUAAAUCGCUAGAGAAAUGGAGUGGUGGUAGUGUCAAGAUACCGUAUAUCCUCUAUUAAGCCCCCCGGGGGGCUUAUUUAUUUCAAGCCCAUUUGAGGGGGGCUUAAUAGAGACGGGGGGCUUAUUUUUGAGGGGGGGCUUAUUUAAUUUAAAAACGACAAUUGGUAUCAGUUCUUCAUAAAGAACUAGAUUGCAAAGUGGAAAAGCUCAAGUACAAGAAGUUUUAGGUCAUGCAGCUGAGGAUCAGAAUCAAAUCCAAUCUUCCAGUUGGUAAAUAAACCAUCCAGGAUCAGUCCACACGAAGUUUUACAGUCGUGGUUGAUUGAUACAGUCUAGGGGGGGGCUUAUGAACUUUCUUCCCCUGAAAAGGGGGGGUGGCUUAUUAGAGUUAGAGGGAGGGGGCUUAUUUGAGAGGGAGGCUUAAUAGAGAAUUUACGGUAGGUGAAAUAACAAAAUAGUGAUAAUAAGCAAGACAGAGAAGAAACUGAAAAAAGGGAAAGAGAAAAAGUAAACAAAAAAGCGAAACAGAGAAGGGUAGAAAUAAUUAUGUUUGUAAGAGGGGUUUUCUCUGUAUUCAACAGUUGCUCUUUGGAGUAAAUUUUAUAAAAAAAAGUUACAAAGAAAUAUUCAACACCAACAAAUUUCUUGAAAGUUUCACAGAGGGUUCAGAACCCAUGCAGAUCCCUUCGUCAGUGAAGUUUGCUGUUAUUUGCCGCCUCCUUUGUAAGCAUCACUGAUAAAGGUAUCCGGACAGGUUCUGAAAGAUCUGCGUAACUUUUAAGAAAUUUGUUGCUAUUGAUUUUGAUUUUGUAUAAAAUAUACCCAAAGGACAUUUGUUUGAUUUUGAAUAGUCCAACAGCUGAAUCUUCAUUCUUUCUUUAACCCUUUAAGCCCCAAGAUCAACAUGCACAUUCUCCAGACUGGCCUGCACACAUUUCUUCAAAAUUGGUUGAGAGAAUUUGUUAAAAGAUCAAAGCAUAUUCCCUUUUAAUAAGCAAUCAUUUUAUUAAUUCUCAUAAUCUUUACUCUUGUUGAUCUGCUGAUGUUGUUAGGAGAAAAUCGGUGUCGGUCACUCUAGUGACUUCAAUGGUUAACAAAAAAUAAUGAUUUUCUUUCUCUAGUCCUUUGGUGUCCUUUCCAUGGUACUGUUUGCGGUGGACACUUUCCUGUAUUUCAUGAAGAACAGGAACACGGGCUCAGCAAAGCCUCCACCGGGAUAUGAUGGAGAAAACAUUGACGAAGUGUCAGAGACUACGGAAAAACCAGCGUAUUAA
Porites evermanni is the source of this 4168-nucleotide messenger RNA. NCBI's taxonomy places the organism in Eukaryota, Metazoa, Cnidaria, Anthozoa, Scleractinia, Poritidae. The record is from the annotation of a GenBank genome assembly.